AACAACCACCACGUGAUCCCCAAGUCCUCAUAUGAUCGAUUCAGAGGUGAUCAUGUGACCCAGCCUUACAGUCUCACGCUUCUCAGUCAGCCCGCAGCUGACCGCUCCGUAAGGACGUCUGGAAACUGAACAUGGGGCUGUUGAAGGAAACCCUGGGUUUCCUGUUACUGUGGGCCUGUCUGGACUCGGCGGGCUCCCGGAGCUGCUCGUCGUUUUUCUGCCGAAAAUCUCACCGUGUCCGCGGCCCGAACGGAGGGGACCCCGGGUCUCCUCUCUUUCUCACUCCUUACCUCGAGAAAGGGGCCAUAGAUGAAGCCAGGAAACUGAGUCUGGUAGGAGAUCUGCCGGGUGCCAACGUCAAAAGCUAUGCCGGGUACCUCACUGUCGACAAAAAAUACAACAGCAACCUCUUCUUUUGGUUCAUCCCUGCACUCAUGCCAAGUCAAGGGAACACUCCAGUCCUGCUCUGGCUGCAAGGCGGACCCGGUGGCACCUCCAUGUUCGGUCUGUUUGUGGAACACGGACCAUAUGUGGUUUAUAAGAACUUGACUGUUGGUUUGAGGGACUACGCUUGGACAACGAGAUAUUCAGUUUUGUACAUUGACAAUCCAGUCGGAACAGGUUUCAGCUUCACUGAUGAUGACAGGGGUUUUGCUCAGAACCAGGACGACGUUGGCAGAGAUCUGUACAGUGCUUUAACACAGUUCUUCCAGAUCUUUCCUGAGUAUCAGUCCCAUGAGUUCUAUGCAACUGGAGAGUCUUAUGCAGGGAAGUACGUUCCUGCCAUUUCUUACUACAUCCAUAAAAACAACCCCACUGCCAAGGUGAAAAUCAACUUUAAGGGGAUGGCAAUCGGUGAUGGGCUCUGUGAUCCAGAAAUGAUGAUCGGUGGUUAUGGUGAGUUCAUGUACCAAACGGGCAUGAUAGAUGAACACCAAAAACAGUAUGUUGUCCAGCAGACGGACUACGGGGUUGAGCUCAUCCAGCAGCAGAAGUGGGUGGAGGCUUUCCAGGUUUUUGAUAGCUUGCUGAACGGCGACGUGGAACCAUAUCCCUCCUUCUUCCAAAAUGCUACGGGCUGCACCAACUACUUCAACUAUAUGACAUGUCAGGAGCCUCUAGACCAGGAGUACUUCUCCCAGUUUGUGACUCUGCCAGCAGUACGACGUGCCAUCCAUGUGGGGAACCUGACGUUUCAUGACGGCUCGGAGGUGGAGAAGCACCUCCUGCAGGAUGUCAUGAAGAGCAUCAAACCAUGGCUGGGGUUGCUGAUGGACAACUACAGGGUCUUAAUCUACAGCGGUCAGCUGGAUGUAAUUGUAGCUGCUCCUCUGACUGAGAGGUUUCUGCCUACCGUUAACUGGACCGGGGCUGCCGAGUACAAAACAGCCCAGCGCUACCACUGGAAGGUUCAGCCCACUGACACAGAGGUGGCAGGUUAUGUGAGACAAGUGCAAGAGUUUUACCAGGUCGUCAUCCGAGGAGGGGGACACAUUCUGCCUUACGACCAACCGGCGAGGUCCUUUGACAUGAUUGACAGAUUCCUUUCAACACGAGGCUGGAUAUGAAAUGGUUUAGUUUUGAAAUACGACACAGCACCGCCAGCCUAAAGAGCUCAUUCGUGAUCAGUGAUUGUUCAUUUGAAAGACUGUUGAUUGUCACGUCCAAUGUAAAUUAGCACAUUUGCAGAUUUGGUACACAUCGUUGCAGCUGAUGUGUUAUUUGUUAGCAUUAUAGCAGUGUUGAUAUUUGGUUUAGGGCUUUGGACUGCUCUGUAAUGCACUACAAAUGAAAUAAGUUCUCUUUGCCUGGGUUCAGGCCUCCGAAUCGCUGCCCACAUUUCAGAAUUGGACUCAAAUAAUAAAAAUUAAAUGAAAGCUAAA
Molecule: messenger RNA, 1883 nt
Organism: Xiphias gladius (swordfish)
Lineage: Eukaryota; Metazoa; Chordata; Actinopteri; Istiophoriformes; Xiphiidae
Gene: cpvl
Product: carboxypeptidase vitellogenic like
Exons: 13
Coding region: 132-1568 (478 amino acids)
Biological process (GO): proteolysis
Molecular function (GO): serine-type carboxypeptidase activity
Source: RefSeq, a predicted model, not a curated record